Molecule: messenger RNA, 1179 nt
Organism: Opisthorchis viverrini
Lineage: Eukaryota; Metazoa; Platyhelminthes; Trematoda; Opisthorchiida; Opisthorchiidae
Exons: 4
Coding region: 1-1179 (392 amino acids)
Source: RefSeq, a predicted model, not a curated record
AUGCAUCCCCAAAUAUCACUGCUUCGCCCUGGGUUAUCCCGAUGUAUGGGUGAGAAGAAUAAACCCAACCCGGAAAGCUUGGACGAAAGCCGUGAUCGUGUGUCAGCGAAUGCCUUUGUUAUACAUGGUGAAAAGGGACCAGAAAACAUCAUGAGGGUAGAUGCCAAAAGAGAUUUGGGCAUCUGGGUCUCCUCAAACUUUUCCGUCUCACUACAGCAUGAGAAAUCAGCCCAAAGGGCAUUCGCCAUUUUACGGAUGAUCCGACGCACACUCUCCCGUAUCACUCGCAUGGACUUCCAAAUACUCCAUGGGGCCUACAUCAGACCGCUCCUGGAACUCGCCAACCAAGUUGCCUACUCAGGACGUACGAUAGACUUCACCCUUAUCGAGCGUGUCCAGCGGGCCGCUACGAGAAUGGUUGCCGGCCUCGAAUCCGUGGACUACGAAACGCGUCUCGGAAUGCUUGAUCUCUUUCCCCUGGAGUACCGUCGCCUCCGAGGGGACCUAAUUCUUACCUACGCCCUGUUUGAACAAAGCUUGACAAACAGGUUUUUUACCGUUGACCCAGCAAACACCUGGCGGGGACAUAACGAGUUUCACGAACCAGCUGCGGAAGCAACGAAGCCAUGUCCUGGUUUGUCAGAACGCCAGCCAAUCGGCCCCGAGCAUUUUCAGCUCGACGCUCCUCGUCCCCUCACAAAGAUUCCAGCGGAUGUUGUGGUGAAUGCAGUUGCAAUAAUUUUCCCUCUCCAAAAUCAAAUUUCCACUGGAGACGUUCACAUGGUACGGAAACGGCCUGUCGCUCGCGAGCUGGUCACGCGGGCCUCAGCGGUUUUACCGUCUUUCACAGAUAUAUUUGAUGAAGAAACAUUUUACCUAUUCUUUGCCUGUCUAGUCGUUUUGUCUUUUGUGGUUGCAUUUACCGCCGCUUGGUAUUUCGAUCUUACAGUCACUGAUGCUGGUGACUUGGGCUCUAAGAAGAGACGAAGACGAUCAAAACUCAGAACGCCAAGGACGAACCCAGCUUUUUCACAUUCCUCACUUCAUGUGUCCGUUGACCCAGAAGUGAUGACUCGUGAAAUUUAUGGCGUGGGAGUCUCCCUGAGCCCCAGCGCUGAACGUGCUUUGGAUCCCAGUCCGGUUAUCCAGUUCAAUCAAGCCCAGUGCCUCUCGGUAUAA